AUGAGAUUACUUGUAUUAACAGUAAUUUUGGCCAUCACCGUUGCCGGUGUUUUGGCCCAACAACAAACUUCACUGCGUGGUCACUAUGCCAACUCGCUCCUCAAUGAAGCAGGUGCUGGUGCCGCUCCAAUAGAAACUUUCUCCAAGCCAAGCAGACCAAUGACAGUCGGUAUUGUAGGUGCUGGUAUGUCCGGACUUUACGCUGCUCUCCUCUUGGAAGACUUGGGUAUCUCCUACGAAAUUGUUGAAGCCAACGACCGUUUCGGAGGUCGUGCUCACACCUUCAAAUUCUCGAGUGCUCCAUACGACUAUGUCGAUUUCGGUGCCAUGCGUUUCCCAAGAACACCAGUCAUGGAUCGUGUCGUCGGUCAACAACCAUGGAGUUUGGUCAACAAGCUCCAAUCGCUCGGUAAUCCAGUCACCACCGGAACCUUCUACUUGAGCCACGACAACAACAUUCUCUACCACAACGGUCAAUACGUCUACGCCAGCGACAGCUUGAUGGGAGAUCCACUCCAUUUCGGUGACCAAUAUCACGGUGGUCCAGGUUCUGCCGUCCCAGACUGCUACGCUCAAAUCACUCCAAACUACUGGCUUGGAAAGGCUAUCAUGCCAUUCAUUGUCAAUUUGACUAUGGACUUUGACAACGGUUACAAGGAGCUCUUGAAGUUCGACUGUUACUCCAUCCGUAACUACAUGGGUGAGGUAUUGAAGGACAACACAUGUACUCCCAACCAUACCAUGGCUGGUUACGACCAAAUGGCCAUUACCUGGUUCGAAACAAUGAACACCGGUUCGGGAUUCUUCGACCUCGACUCCUUGACUGAAGGUAUCUUGAACUUCUACGACUACUCCGGUAAGGACUGGUACUACAUCCGUGGUGGAACUUACCAAUUCGCCGAGAACAUGGUCAGAUCCAUCGGAAGAAGAAAGGUUGAACUCGAGAAACGUGUCACCAAGAUUGCUCCAGGUGUUUCCCGUCUCGACUCUGCCAACGUCACUAGACCAACUCUCCGUGUCUCCAUCGACGGUGAACGUAAUCCCCGUGUCUACGACCACGUCAUCUCAACCGUCCCACUCGGUGUCCUCCAGAGAAUCGAUACCACCGAAUGCGGUCUCUCCUACAAGAAGAACGAAGCCUACCGUGUCCUCACUUACGAUCGUUCCGUCAAGGUCGGUAUGUCCUUCAAGACUCGUUGGUGGGAAGAUCCCGUCAUCAUGAAGGGUAAGCCAAUUUUCGGUGGUCAAUCAGAGACUGAUCUUCCAAUCCGUGGUGUCAACUACCCAUCGUACGGUAUCAACUCUACCCAUUCCGGUCCAUACACUCUCCUCGUCGCCUACACAUGGGGACAAGACGCCACCCGUCUCGCCUCCAUCCAAAACGACCGUUCCCAAUUGAAGAAGUUGCUCCUCGAGAAUCUCGCCGUUCUCCAUCGUGUCGACUACGAUUUCCUCCGUGCUCAACUCGUCGACUGGGAGAUGUGGAACUGGGAUGAAGUUGAAUUCGAAUCCGGUUCAUUCGCUGGUUUCUCACCAUGCCAAUUCUCCAAGUACUUUGCCGACAUCACCAAGUCCGAGGUCAACGGAACCCUCCAUUUCUCCGGUGAGGCAACCAGUGUCCACCAUGCCUGGAUCAUCGGUGCACUCAACUCUGCCUACCGAGCCGUCGACCAAAUCCUCACCACCGAAGGUUGGCACAAUCUCCGUCAAAAACUCAGAGACAACUGGGGUACCAUUGACGAAUUUGCCUCCGAAGGUCUUACUCAAUUCCCAGUACCAACCGCAGCUGCUCUUAGAAAUGCUCAAGCCAUCAUGGAUUCCAACAUGAAUCUUGCCAUCGAUCCAAAGAGAAUCUAA
Molecule: messenger RNA, 1857 nt
Organism: Heterostelium album PN500
Lineage: Eukaryota; Evosea; Eumycetozoa; Acytosteliales; Acytosteliaceae
Product: flavin monoamine oxidase family protein
Exons: 1
Coding region: 1-1857 (618 amino acids)
Biological process (GO): amino acid catabolic process
Molecular function (GO): L-amino-acid oxidase activity; polyamine oxidase activity
Source: RefSeq, a predicted model, not a curated record